AUGGGCAAGAAGCGCGUCCUCGUCUCCUAUGGCGUCGACAUUGAUGCCGUUGCCGGCUGGCUAGGCAGCUACGGCGGCGAGGACUCCACAAACGACAUCGCCCGCGGCAUGUUCGCCGGCACCCUAGGUGUCCGCCGCCUCCUCAAACUCUUCACAAAGUACAACAUUCGCAGCACGUGGUUCAUCCCCGGGCACUCCCUCGAGACCUUUCCCGAAGAGUGUGCGAUGAUCCGCGACGACCCGCUGGGCCACGAGAUCGGCCUGCACGGCUACUCGCACGAGAACCCCGUCGACAUGUCUCUCGAACAGCAAAGCGAUGUGUUGGCCAAGACUUACUCCAUGCUAAGUGAGUUUUGUGGCAAGCCGCCGAGGGGCAGCGUAGCUCCCUGGUGGGAGGUAAGUCGGGAGGCGACGGACUUGUUGCUAUCGUAUGGGAUCGAGUACGACCACAGCAUGAGCCAUCACGACUGUCAAGCCUACUACUUACGGACGGGUGACGAGUGGACGAAGAUCGACUACAAGAAGAAGGCAGAGGAGUGGAUGAAACCCUUGAUCAAAGGCCGCCCAACGGGAUUAGUUGAAAUCCCCGCAAGCUGGUAUAUCGACGACCUGCCACCCAUGAUGUUCAUCAAGAAAGCACCCAACUCACACGGGUGGGUGAAUCCGCGUGAUGUCGAGCAGCUAUGGAUGGAUCACUUCGACUACUUCUACCGCGAAUACGACGAAUUCAUCUUUCCGAUGACUAUUCACCCGGAUGUUAGCGGCCGGCCGCAUGUGCUGCUCAUGCAUGAGAGGAUUAUUGAGCAUAUCAACAAGCAUGAGGGCGUGGAGUGGGUCACCAUGGCUGAGAUGUGCGACGACUUCAAGUCGAAGACGAAGCCGGAGGAGGGCGCGCUGAUGCCGAAGGCUAGGGAAGACGCAGCGAAGUCCUAG
Molecule: messenger RNA, 933 nt
Organism: Cyphellophora attinorum
Lineage: Eukaryota; Fungi; Ascomycota; Eurotiomycetes; Chaetothyriales; Cyphellophoraceae
Product: Peptidoglycan deacetylase
Exons: 3
Coding region: 1-933 (310 amino acids)
Biological process (GO): carbohydrate metabolic process
Molecular function (GO): hydrolase activity, acting on carbon-nitrogen (but not peptide) bonds
Source: RefSeq, a predicted model, not a curated record